UAUAUUGUCUCGAAAACAAGAAAGAAAUGUAUGCAAAAAAUCUAACAUCUUCAUUUAAUCUAGAUUAUUUAAACAAUAACAAAGAUGAUACAUUAAAAAGAAUAAAUACAGGACAAUUAUAUGCGAUCUUUAUCAGGUUUCAUCAUCUAAUGAGUUUUCAACAAAAGAUGCUACAAUGGAGAAAUCUGACAUGCCAAUAGAAGAAAAGGAACAUACCGUCGAGCACUUUAAACAUCUAUUGUACAAAGAGAAAGAUAGGCUUCAAAAACGUUGCGAGUAUUGGAUGGAAAUACAAUCGAGAAAUAACAUUACGGAAGAUAUUCGGUGUCAUAUUAAUCAAGCAAUAGGACAAACGACUUUGUUAAUUAAUAAGAAGUUUAAACGAUUUGAUAGUUUAAUACUACUUUGCGAGGAAGGUAACACUGUCAUGCCGAUAACUUGUACUGAUUUGCAUGGAUUUUGGGACAUGAUGUACAUAGAAGUGAAGGAUUGUAAUUCGCGGUUUGAAAAAUUGAAAAAGGUUCGAGCUAGACAUUGGCGAGGAGAGCAAUCAUCUUAUACAAACUCCGCUACAAAAGAGACAAAUGCUAAAAAGCGAGCUGUAUCGCGAAGUUCAUUACAAGCAUCGAUUUCAUCCGAUAAGAAAAAAAAGAUGGUAAAAAUGCGAGAUAACGAGAAAGAUCCGCAUCAGAUUUUACUUCGGCCGGUCUCUACCGAAAUAAAUAUAAAUAACGAAUUUAUUACUCCUUUAAAUGAUAAGGGGACUGCAGAGAUUAUUGAUAAAAGUUGUAAUGUAACGCGUCGUAAAUGUUGUAAAGAUUUGCUUAAAAUGUAUGCACAUCCUAUGUAUACAUCAACUCCAUUACUUAAUAACGGCGAUAAAUCAAUCAAUAUGAAUGCUUCGCUUGUAUCAAUGAAAAUAAGUCAAUUGUGCAACAAAUUUACAAUGCAAACGGAUGAUCGCACGUGUAUAUCGGUUGAACAAACAUCUAGAAAAAGCAUAAUGGAAAAAUCG
Messenger RNA from Formica exsecta, 1015 nucleotides. Its product is annotated as disks large-associated protein 5-like. The annotation marks the transcript as partial. The record is from RefSeq and is a predicted model, not a curated record. NCBI's taxonomy places the organism in Eukaryota, Metazoa, Arthropoda, Insecta, Hymenoptera, Formicidae. Gene Ontology annotation, biological process: signaling. The transcript has a single exon.